Messenger RNA from Musca domestica (house fly), 1638 nucleotides. It is a transcript of the gene Coq6, whose product is annotated as ubiquinone biosynthesis monooxygenase COQ6, mitochondrial. Lineage: Eukaryota; Metazoa; Arthropoda; Insecta; Diptera; Muscidae. Gene Ontology annotation, molecular function: 2-octaprenyl-6-methoxyphenol hydroxylase activity; oxidoreductase activity, acting on paired donors, with incorporation or reduction of molecular oxygen, NAD(P)H as one donor, and incorporation of one atom of oxygen; FAD binding. Gene Ontology annotation, biological process: ubiquinone biosynthetic process. The transcript has a single exon. Gene Ontology annotation, cellular component: mitochondrion. Bases 83 to 1495 code for a protein of 470 amino acids. The record is from RefSeq and is a predicted model, not a curated record.
UGCGUAUAGAAAACAAAUUGUGAAAUAUGGGAAAUGGGGAAACGUCAAACAUUCAUAACGAGCAACACGAACUCUGGACAGGAUGACGAUUUUAUUAAAAAGUUUAAGAAAUCUUAAAACAAUUCAAACGCAAUCAAUAAUAACACGAAAUAUAUGUGUAAGCCUACGAGUAGACAACAACCAGACCACCUCAGCGGGUGCCACUGAACAUUAUGAUAUAAUCAUUGGUGGAGGCGGUUUGGUGGGCACUGCUUUGGCUGCAGCCCUAUCAAAAAAUAAAACUUUGGCCGACAAAAAAGUAUUACUAUUGGAAGGAGCUCCACCGUUCAAGGGAUUUGAUGUCAGCAAACCGUAUGGUAAUCGUGUAUCAGCCAUAAAUAAGAAAACUAUUGCCCUAUUCGAAUCAAUUGGUAUUUGGGAACGCAUGACAAAUGCCCGAGUUAAGCCAGUAAAACAAAUGCAGGUUUGGGAUGCAAAUAGUGAUGCUUUGAUUAAUUUUCAACAUGACCACUUUGCCGAUGAUGUAGCCUGCAUUGUGGAAAACGAUUUAAUGUUGGACUCCAUUUAUAAUCAAUUGAAUGAAAAUGCACCUAAUGUUAUCGUACGUAAUCUAUCGAGAAUAGCUGAUGUCAAGUUACCCUCAAAAACUGGAAAGUCAUCCUCUGAAGUUACACUACAAAGUGGAGAAAAGUUCUCGUGUGAAUUAUUGGUUGGGGCCGAUGGUGCCAACUCCUUGGUGCGCAAGGAAAUGGCUGUGGAUGUCUUUUCCAUGGAUUACAAGCGUAUGGGACUUGUUGCUACUUUAGAGCUGUGUGAGGCUGGUGAUAAUUCAGUUGCUUGGCAACGUUUCAUACCGACCGGACCAGUGGCGUUAUUACCUCUGACGGAUAAAUUAAGUUCUCUUGUUUGGAGUACCACCGUUCCUCAUGCCAAAGAGUUGUUAAACAUGACACCCGAACAAUUUGUGGAUGCUUUAAAUGAAGCCUUUUGCAAAGAAUUCCCUAAAAGUGAUGUGGCUGUCAAAGCCCUUGACGUUUUGAAUUCAAUGCUGGGCCAAAACACAAAUACCCUGAGACAAUAUCCGCCACGAGUAGCUGGAGUGAUGGAGAAAUCCAGGGCCACAUUUCCCUUGGGAUUUUUACAUGCUUCCUCAUAUGUAAGGCCUGGAGCAGCUUUGAUUGGUGAUGCCGCCCAUCGUGUUCAUCCAUUGGCAGGACAGGGAGUAAAUCUUGGCUUUAGCGAUGUCUCUUUUCUGGUCGAAGCUUUGGCCGAGGGCACAUAUGCCGGUGCCAAAUUGGGUGACAUGCAAUAUCUAACAAAAUACGAACAACGAGCUUUAACAAAAAAUGUGCCCAUAAUUGUGGGUAUUCAUGGUCUACAUACACUAUAUACGACCACAUUCAGUCCGGUAGUAUUGCUUAGAAGUCUGGGACUACAGCUGACUAACAAUAUACCACAAAUUAAAGAUAUUUUCAUGAAACGAGCUAUGGGUUAGAUGUUAGCGUUUAGAAUUUAUUCUUAUGUUUGUACUAUGGCCUACGUGGGCAUUAAAAAAAAUACUUUAUAAACAUUUAAAAUGUCUUUAAGAAAUAAAUGAUGAAAAUCGAUGGUAAAAAUAACUCUUUACUUUCAAAUUAA